This is a messenger RNA of Drosophila ananassae, 508 nucleotides long. It is a transcript of the gene ubl, whose product is annotated as ubiquitin-like protein 5. Gene Ontology annotation, biological process: mRNA splicing, via spliceosome; protein modification process. The transcript is spliced from 4 exons. Gene Ontology annotation, molecular function: protein binding; protein tag activity. Gene Ontology annotation, cellular component: cytoplasm; nucleus. NCBI's taxonomy places the organism in Eukaryota, Metazoa, Arthropoda, Insecta, Diptera, Drosophilidae. The coding region runs from base 189 to 410 and encodes 73 amino acids. The record is from RefSeq and is a predicted model, not a curated record.
AAUGGAAUUGGGAAUUUGCAAAUUAUCUUAAAAAGAUCAAAAAGCUAGUGGAUGCGAUUAAAAUGAAUCAUCAAAUUAGUUCUGGUUCACCCCAGUUACUGGUAACAUAAAAAAACCCACCGAUCUGGCAACACCGCUUCGCAACCACAUCAAAACACAGUUCUGAUUUCAACUGCAUAUCUAAAAAAAUGAUAGAAAUAACGUGCAAUGACCGUCUUGGCAAAAAGGUCCGCGUCAAGUGUAAUCCGGACGACACAAUCGGCGACCUGAAGAAACUCAUUGCGGCUCAAACUGGCACCAAGCAUGAAAAGAUUGUAUUGAAGAAAUGGUACACAAUCUACAAGGAUCCCAUCCGCCUAUCCGACUAUGAAAUCCACGAUGGCAUGAAUUUGGAACUGUACUACCAGUAAACCUGCGUCCUGUCAAUUGCAGUGUUCUGUUGUUUAGUUCUUUUGUAGACAUUUUUUAAUAAACAAUUUUUGAAUAAAUAAGAAUAAGAAAAAUAAAA